GACUACACCCUCUUCAUCUAUCAUUCCAAGCUCAAUAUCUGCAACAAUCUCUUCAUAUCAAUCUAGCUUGGCAUCAUUUUCGGCUAAUCAAUCUUCUGGAUUCAUGACUAGCUUCCCCAUAACUUCACUCUUAAGUUUUGAACCUUCAGAAACUCAAAGCACUACCAGUGCAUCAGUUUCGAGUGUUGAGUUUUCGAGCUUCGGAGAUGGAACUUCCACUGGCAUUCCACCAGUCAAUAAUCUAGCUUCUGGCUUAACUACAACGACUGAACGAAGCAGCUCAUUUGCUUUGGAAUCAUCAUCUCAACCUGGAAUUACUUCCACCUUUGUAUCCUUGUCUUUGUCCGAACAAUCAUUUUUACCAGAGUUCACAUCUACUUUGGGGCCAUCAUCUUUAUCUGAAAAUUCUUCCAUUAUUGCGCAAUCUUCUUUGCCCCAAAUCACAACUUCCUCCGAUUUGAGUGAAGUAUCAUCACUGCAGGUAUCUUCGACCGAGAUUUUACUUGGCUCUUCCGCUUUUGAAAGUUCCGGUUCCCAGACUUUAGCUUCCUUGACAAGCUCAGAGAGUAUCUCUGAAGCGCGAGAGACAACAUUGAAUCUUGAAAGUCAAUCAUCUAUCUUGUCUUCAGUGUUAGUAACUUCUAUACCAUUGACUACCGAGAUAUUAUCGACCUCGACGGGAAGUCUACUUUCGAAUGCAGAGAAUUCAUCGACGUUUGGCUUCGAAUCUGCAACAGGAACACUCUCUAGUUUGGAAUCCAGCACAGUGAUCAGCCUACAAUUAUCUUCUUCGGCUGAAAACCUUGAGUUGUCGACUUCAUCUCAGAUUUUCUCUACGAGUACUACUGCAGCUUCUGAUAGUGGUUUCAAAUCAUCAACAGGAAUGUUAAUUCAAUCAUCUGGAGCUGCAAGUAGUACAGCUAUUUUCUCUUCCCCAGCACCAUCGAUCACUUCUUCGAACAUUGCACAAUCGAGUACACUCGAAGAAUCUAGUGGUGUCUUGUCUACCACACUCGUUAUUAAUAUGUCCGAGUCCGCAUCUCCAAGUAUAGAGACAUCUCUUGGAAUAACGAGCACUUUCGUAGGAACACCAAGUCAGUCCUUCGAAGCCUCAAGUAAUAUUGGAUCGAUUACAUCUAUAGAAACGCUCAUUAGUACAACCCUAAUUAUCGAUUCAAGUAUUGAAACGACUCUCGGGAUCACAAGUAGUUUUGUAGGGUCGUCCAGUCAAUCAUUUGAGGCAUCCAGCAAUAUUGGUUCCACUAUACUUACAGAAACACUGGUUGACUCAUCUAAUUCUAUCGAGCAAAGUUCGUUGACUAUUGGAAGUAGUACUGGUAUUCCACCGGUCAACAACGUAGCAUCUGGAAGUACCACGACGACGUCUUCGGAUAUUCAAUCUACAGGUGACCUCACAACUGAUCUUGGAUCUAUUGGUAGUUCCGGACCUAUCAGUUCAUCACUGUUACCGGAAGUGACAAGUAUAAUAGACGGAACCUCAGAGUUGCCGCAGACGACUGGUACAAUAGCCCAGUCUUCGACCAAUUUGAUUAAUGUCGAGACUUCAUCUGGCUCAAACUCCUUGCCAGCUGCCACUUCAUCUCCUCCCAACGAAUUAUCCUCAAUUUUGAGUCUUUCGACCAGUGAAUUCGGUGCAAUUGCCACUUCAAAUACAGGUAUAGAAACAAGUCUUGGGGCUGGAUCUCCGACCCUUGAUUCUUCAGUCGCAUUGAAUACUGGUAUGUCAACAAAUGAAGUCACCUCCUUGCCUACCGAGGCGAGUCAAACUUCCAAUAGCCCAGGAAUUGAAUCUAGCCUUGUCAUAACAUCGACUUCUGGUAUAGAAAUGGAAUCCCAGAUUGGAGUUUCAACCCUUAGGACUUCUUCUCUACCAAUUGAGCCUUCUUCGAGUGCCAGUAUUUCAAUCCUUGGAACAGAUUCGGCUACUUUGCCAACGGGUGAAAUUCAAUCUGCUGGAACAACCGUUCCAAUAGUUGGAAGCCCAGAGUCCGGUACAUUUGGUGCCUCUGAAACAGUUAGCAGCACUAUAUUUCCAUCGUUAAUCAUGGAAGCCAGUACACUGACGAGUGGAUUCUUAAUUGUACCAACUGAAGUCUCUGCUAGUUUCAGUGGCUCGAAUAUAGGAACAAGCCUGCAUUCCGAGCCUAGUUCUGCGGUUAGCAUCUCCAGCACUAUACUUCAAUCUGCAUUUAGUGCUGAGACCUCGGGAAACAUUGGUGGAGUAUCUGAAUCUUUGAUUGAGACCGCCGGUGCUUUGAGUAGUACUGGCGCAAGCACGAUUGAGUCUACAAAUCCUGCUGAGACCUCCAUCGCCUCCCUAAGCUCCGGGGUUGAGAGCCAAUUACUUACCACAAGUAUUCCUGGUUUGUCAGCACUUCCAUCUACUUUAGUUGGAAGCUUCAGUCUUAUCGAAAGUUCCGGACUUAUAUCGAUUCCAUCGAUUCAGUCUACAGAUUUGCUUAUUGAGAGUCAAUCACAAACUGCGAUCAUUUCCAGCGAGUCCGAAGCCCCAUCAAGUUCAGUCCAAAAUUCUGGAUCCACAAUAGCUUCAUCUUCCGGAAUACCCUCAAGUACGACCGAAAAUUCCUUAAUUUCUUCCAUUCAAUCUGCCCAGUCUUCAGUGCCAGUAGUUGAGCCUUCUACAGCUGCUGCCAGCAGUCUCCAAUCUUCGGACGUAUUCUCUCAACAGCCCCAGAUACCCUCCAUUGCUUCGAUAAUACAAUCAUCUGUGGGUACGCUCAUUUCUCUCUCAUCCAUGCUUGAUGGAUCUGAGAGCUCUUCCGAGCUCGUUCUGGGCACAAGCUCAGUUGCCAUCCUACCUGAAUCUUUCUCCAGUAGUCUUUCCCAGUUCCCAUCAUUUACUAGUGGAGAAAUUGCUACCGGCUCUUCGGCUGUUGAAACCAGUAGCACAUUUGGUAGCAGUAUUCCAAUUGUUGGAAACAUUGGCUCGGGAACUUCCCUUCAAUUUUCAGCUUCGGAAACACCUCUAUCUGUCUUUCCAAGUUCCUUGACAUCGGACGUUGGUUCUGUAAGCUCUAGUCUUGUGAUAGUUUCAAGCACGGUCAUUUUGACGGUUGAAUCCCAGACUUCCGGACCCGUGUUUUCUUCUACCGCUUCCUUGACAAAUACAGCGCUUUUGGAGACAUCCGUUGAAACCUUAUCGUCAAUACCCGAGCUUAAUUCCAGCUCAGAGGGUACACUUCCAAAUACUGGAGGAUCACAAGCUAUAUCCUCGACAGAAUCACUUGUCAUUAGCUCAACUAUUAAUCCAGAGUCUCAAUCUACCUUCCUGCAAACAACUUCCGAUUCCGAAGUUUCGAAUGUCAGCACCGAGCAAAUUCUUCCUUCCACUGAGAGCCCUGAAGUUAUCUCAACCACGCAGUCUUUAUCCUCUGCUAUCCUUCCAAGCACUGGACCCGCCACCGAGGCUCCCUCAUCAACACAAGGUAUACCAUCAGUGGCAACUUCGACUCAACUAGGUGAGUUUUCGUUGGCGAUGUCUAGCUCACAAACCGCGGAAAUAUCUUCAUCAAUACAACAAGGCCUCUCUUCAACAGCGUUAAUUGAUUCAUCUGAACCAGCUGUAUCUUCCGAGUUGAUUGGAACUGCAUCAUCUGAAAUUUUAAGUGCAAGUGCAAGCGUAACAACCACAAGCCUUGAGAGUACCGUGAUCUCGACAGUGAUUUCGUCUUCUGCAUCUGACUUUGGUUCUGAAUCUGGAUCGAUUGCGAUAUCAUCUACUACUGAUAUCUUAGGCUCGAUCGCUCCAAGCCUUUCUGCUUCGGCCUCGGCCUCUCAGAUAGAUUCGGCGUCUUCAGCUAGUUUAGUAUUUUCAGGCUCAGAAUCAACCACAAUAUUGACGUCAGAGUUCAAUUUGCAAAGUACAGCUUCGUCAACAAUACCAAACGAAUCUGAACUUCCUGUAGCAUCCUCGACAGAAGGGUUUUUAAGCACGUUCGUCUCAAGUACUUCUCAGACAAGGUUUGAAGAGAAUGCAUCUUCAGGCAGUUUCCCUUCAAGUACAUUAUCAUCGGGAUCGCCUCCUACUAUCGAAUCGCUUUCAUCCGCCGGUGAAUCUGAAACCGGUAUACCUCCCAUCAAUAAUGUAGCAUCCGGAAGCACUAGCACUAGUACCGCCUUUGAGACCACAUUUCCAGCUUCUGGAUCCCAGAUAUCUAGCACUGAGCCACUAUCUGUAGCGUCCAGUACGCAAGAUUUGUCGGGUUCGAACGGUAUACCUCUUAGCACAAGUACAAAUCCAUCGCUCUCGACCUUAGAGUCAGAGAUUAGUUCUAAUACCGAGUCAGUAUUAAGUUCCGAAUUUCCUAGCAUGACAAUAUUCAGUUCAGCCUCCUUAUCAUCGACCACACUAUCUAGUGCAUCAGCUAGUGCAACUUCAUCAUUCGAUUACAUUGGCUGUUCAACAAACUCAACGGGCACCCUGGAUGGCCCAACAACAUACUCGUCGGAUAUGACACCAGCUAUCUGCUCGACUAUUUGUUCCGAAUACGAAUACUACGCAGUUGAGAGUGGAGUUAAGUGUGUAUGUGGCAAUAAUAUAGAGACAGGUGGUAUCUUAUCAGGCGCGAACUGCACCACCACUUGUGGUGAUGGGAAUGGUACUUUAUCUUGUUCAUCAGCAUCUGCUUCUGCUAGUGCCUCUUCGCUGGUGACAAUGUUAAGGCCUAGGAAAAUUGCAGCUACGGGGAGGUACCCUAGGAGGUGGUAAAGGAAACGAAACGAAUUAUGUUUAGUGUUUUGUUUUGUAAGAGGGUGUUUAGAGUGCUGGGCUUGAGCACUAGUCUCAUAAAUAGUUUUGAAUGGUUUUCCAUCUCCUAUUUCUUUUCACGUUGGCAGUGGUGGUUGCUGGUCGGUUUAGAAACGAAUGUAUUCAUUUUAGAUGUAAGAGCCUCGUGGGAGAAAAAAUGGGUGGGCAAGCGAAGGAUUGAAAAUGUUUAUCCAUGGUUUUCUUUGAAUACA
Botrytis cinerea B05.10 is the source of this 5001-nucleotide messenger RNA. RefSeq lists its product as hypothetical. The transcript has a single exon. NCBI's taxonomy places the organism in Eukaryota, Fungi, Ascomycota, Leotiomycetes, Helotiales, Sclerotiniaceae. The record is from RefSeq and is a predicted model, not a curated record. Bases 104 to 4750 code for a protein of 1548 amino acids.